This is a messenger RNA of Tachysurus fulvidraco (yellow catfish), 2077 nucleotides long. RefSeq names its product pseudouridylate synthase 3 (gene pus3). Gene Ontology annotation, molecular function: RNA binding; pseudouridine synthase activity. The coding region runs from base 182 to 1603 and encodes 473 amino acids. The record is from RefSeq and is a predicted model, not a curated record. Gene Ontology annotation, cellular component: nucleus; cytoplasm. The transcript has 7 exons. Lineage: Eukaryota; Metazoa; Chordata; Actinopteri; Siluriformes; Bagridae. Gene Ontology annotation, biological process: mRNA pseudouridine synthesis; tRNA pseudouridine synthesis.
UGCACUACGUUUACAACAAGCGGUUAUUUUGGUACACAAAUGUACGUGUAUAGCUCGUGUGGUUUAAAAGUAACGUGUGUGUUUUUUUUUACGGUUGUGUUUAAUUGACACGUGUUUCAGCUGUGAGGAGGCUCAGAAAUCUCACCUUUAGUUCUAUUUAAGGACAGACUGCUUCAGCAUCAUGAACACAAACGAGGAAGCCUUGCAGGCUCGCGUGAAGGCUUUGGAGGAGGAAGUGGAGCAACUGAAGUCCCAGCUGAGAGGAAAGAGGGAUGGAGCACAGAGCGACAAAGGGACGACGGUGUCGUCGAAGCUUCAGGAGAACUCUGGGAACAGUAAGAAAGUGAAGAGGGCAUUCGAUUUUGCCGCACACCCGCGCCGCCAUGUGGCGCUGCGUCUAGCGUACCUGGGUUGGCAGUACCAGGGAUUUGCUGUGCAGGAGAACACGGACAACACGGUGGAGGCUCGAGUGUUUGAGGCUCUGCUGAAAACAAAGCUGAUCCAGGACAGGCAGAGCUCCAAUUACCACCGCUGCGGCCGCACAGAUAAAGGAGUCAGUGCUUUCUCACAGGUCAUAUCUAUUGACCUGCGCUCGAGUCAGUUCAGUGGUUUGGGCGUGAUCCUUCCUGCUGGUGUCGAACCUAAAGCCGGGAACGGAGCCGAGCCGAAAGCCGAGUUGCCUUACGUGAAGAUGCUGAACCGAGUCCUUCCUCCAGACAUCCGGGCUCUCAGUUGGUCUCCGGUGCCUACCGGCUUCAGCGCACGCUUCGACUGCCAGUCCCGAACAUAUCGAUACUACUUUCCCCGUGGAGACCUGGACAUCGAGCUCAUGGCUGAAGCAGCCAAACGAUACGAAGGGACACAUGACUACAGGAACUUGUGUAAGAUGGACGUUGGUAACGGAGUUCUGCAGUUCCAGAGGACCAUCACGUCCGCUAGCGUUCAGCCGUGCGAACCCCAUCAGCCCUCCCUCACCGACCCUCAGCACCUUCAUGUGUUCGAGGUCAAAGGUCUCGCCUUCCUGUACCACCAGGUUCGUUGCAUGAUGGCAGUGCUGCUUCUGAUUGGCCAGAAACUGGAAGCCCCAGACAUCAUCAGCCAGCUAUUGGAUGUUGAGAACAAUCCCAGGAAACCUCAGUACAGCAUGGCAGUGGAUUACCCGCUGGUGUUGUACGAGUGCCAUUUCGAUGGCCUGAGUUGGAUUAGCGAGCCUGAAGAGGAGAGCCACGUGCUCAGCUCUCUUCUCCAGCAUUGGACUCAGACUGCAGUCAAAGCUCAGGUGCUGAACAGCAUGAUCCAUGGGCUGCAGAGCACAGACAAAGAUAAAGCGCUGAUUAUGCCAUGCUGUCUCACGGAAGGAUCCAGACAGCGCAACUACCGUCCUCUGCUGGAGCGGCCGCGCUGCGAGAGCCUGGAAUCGCGGAUCCAGCACUUUGUGAAGAGAGGACGACUCGAGCGUGAGGAAGGAGAGAGCGGGGAGGAGGGCAGCACCAUCUUCAGGGGCAAGAGGUCAAAAAUGUCGCAUCAAGCCAGCUCCAAAAAUCAAGAAGAAGCUCAAGACAACCUUCUGAGCCAAAAAGACAUUUCUUUACAUCCCUCAUAAUGACUGUUUAACCACUUAUGUUUUCAAGAAGCACCUGAUGGAAAAUAAAACGGACGAUCUCUGGGGUUUGUAAAUUAAAGUAUAAAGGAUGGAGUUUACGUUUAUACUUGAUUGCAUAAAAAAUAGUUGUUGUUUUUUUCCCCCUCAUUAAUUAUCCUAAUUUGGACACCUUAAGCUAGUUAAGGCACACCUGUGCUAACAUUAGCCAGCUAGCAGGAAGGUUAGUUAAUGUUUCCGUCUCCAGCAGGAUCUGUUAAUUAGCGAGCUCACAAAAAAAAAUAAUAAUUGAGAGCGCUGGAGGAUGUUGAUAUCGACACAUUUACUUUUUUUUAAAAACUUAUUUUUAUUUUUUUUUUUACUUUAAAGGGUAUAUUUGUGAAUUUCACGAUCAUGUCAUUUUCAGUUGUGUAAAGUCACGUCCAUCGUGAAUUCAGAAGAGACACUGAUUUUAUUAAAUCAUUUUAAUCACCUCAA